Messenger RNA from Linum trigynum, 3270 nucleotides. NCBI's taxonomy places the organism in Eukaryota, Viridiplantae, Streptophyta, Magnoliopsida, Malpighiales, Linaceae. The record is from the annotation of a GenBank genome assembly.
UUACUUUUUGGUCAAAGAUUUAAAAAUAAUGUAAAAGAGGGGAAAAUUAAAAAAAUUUGUCCACCUCCGGCGUCGGUCUCCGCCGCCCACCACGGAGGUCGCCCUGCAACUUGUUCAAUCCAAUCACCACGGCCGCUGGCCUUUGCACUAAUUCUUUCUCUUAACAAUCAUCACUCUCGUAUUCUGAAAUAAAAGAGUGAAAUAGAGAAAUAUCCAAAAAUAUUGCAACUCAGUGGUAGGGGAAAGAGGAAUUCCAUGUUCCCCUUUGUUCCUUCGCGUUCCUUCCUCUGCCAUUCUCUCAUUGGCUUGCCAGAAUAUCAAACGCUUCCGCGCCAAAAACCUGCUACUCAAAGUUGAAUGGUAGAGCUCAGUCGCCCAUCAACAUGAGUUUGAAGCGGUAAUUGGAUCGUGAAGAAGUUGCAGGGCCAGUGGCCGCGGUGGACGGCGGAAAGGGUUUCGAGACGGAGGCUAGAGGCGGACAGAAUUUUUUAUUGUUUCGUUUUUUACUUUAUUUUUAGAAUUUUGACAAAAAAGUAAUAUUUUAUUUAAAGUUAACCGCAGAUGGACGGAAUAUUAGACGGAUGCACAAUUCAAUGACGUUAGUGGUACCCGACGCCCUAUUCUUACUUAAGUGGUAUAGCUCCCCCAAUUCUCAGACUUUAGUAGUACCCGAGGUAUUUUACCCCACGACAGAAUAUAGGUUUUUUUUUAAUUAAUUAAUAAUUGAAAAUUAAUAAACUAUGCAAUUACUACAUUGCCCUUUAUUAAAUUGGAAUAAUCUGAGCCACUGAAUUUUAAUGUGGAAGGGUUGAGAUUCACUUAGCCAUGUGACUAAAGACCUCCCCUUGGUCCUAGACUCCUAGUCACCUGAUCUGAUCUUAGCCCGAGGUUUAUUAGGUAAGUAUUGAAAAAUUGUACCAAACCAGAGGCUAAACUGGUAGGUGGUAUUUAGUGAUAUAAAAUGGUUAAAUUACGGUUUAACCAUGAGUUUAGUAUAAAAUAUUAUACUGCUAACCUUUUUAGUACAACCUCCGUUACGAUUUUACAAUACUUGAUAUUUAAUGAAAAAGUGGAGGGUUCAUGAAGCUAGUAAAACAAUCAAUUAGCUCAAGGGUUGGAAGGGGCAGAGACUAGAGAGCCAUUAAAGGGGCUACAGCUCCUCUCAAUUUUUUUAUCUAAGGUUAUAAUAAUAUGUUAUAACCUUGAAAAAUCAUUAUAGAGUGGCGGGAUGAGGGCUAUUAGCCCUCUCCUUCGAUUUUUUUUUAUUAGAAAGACUCUCCUUCGAAAUUGAGGUUUCAUUAUAUGAACGUGUUGCAAUUUGUUAUUUCAUACAGCCUCUCCGCACUAUAAAUUAAAUCCUGAAUUCGACACUUUCAUUGACCUAAAAAUAAAGAUUUAUAGCUUUAGAUAUGAAUAGUAGUUGGAAACUAAAUUAGAUUAGCAGUUAAGACAUCAGCAUUGAACAUGAAUUAUUAGUUCUUAAUUAAUCUUUAUUGUCGUCGAAGUACAUAGCUUCUGACUUAGUUAAGGUGAUGACUAGAGGAGGGACCCAGCUGCCUGUACACUUGAAGCAAUUAUUAUGACCACAAUAAUUAAGUUCGUUUAUAAAAAAAUAUAUUAAUUAAGUUGGCAUUAGAUUUAUUAUCAUCAAAGAAGUGCAAAUUAAACCCCCCAAAAAAGAAUUAUUCAAAGGACGUACGCUAUAUAUAAAUACACUAGCCUGCUUAGCAUGCAUCAUUCUCUGAAAGCAUACCAACUAGCUACCAUACCAAAAAGGAGCUUAUAGAGCAAAUCGCUUCAAUGGGUUCUGAUGAAGAACAUGAAUUAUCUCCCAAACUUCCAUUCAUAGAUUUCUCAUCAUCAAAGCUGAAACCAGGCACUCCCAUCUGGGAUUCCUUGAAACCCCAAGUUCGAGAAGCACUUGAAGUCUACGGCUGCUUCGAGGCAUCCUUUGACGACGGCAACACGAUUAAUCCUGGCGAGCUUCGACGUGAUGUUUUCAGUUCAUUGAAAGAGCUUUUCGAUCUGCCUUUGCACAUCAAACAACAGAGUGGCGUUGCGCAGCCGUUUCAACAUGGUUACGCGGCGCCGAAUCCUUUCUACCAGAGCUUUGGGAUGGACGAUCCUAAUUUGCUCGACGCGGUUGAAACCUUCACCAAAACAUUGUGGCCCCGUGGAGGAAACCCAAGUUUCAGCAACAACAUUCACUCCAUGGCUGGGGUGGUUUCCGAAUUCGAUCGCACUGUGAGGAGAAUGAUACUCGAGAGUUUUGGGCUUGAGAAAUACAUAGACGAGCAUCUGAGCUCCACAACGUACCAUUUUAGGGUUAUGAAAUACGAAGCCGUCCAACAUCAUGGUGAGACAGAACUUGGGCUACGAGUUCACACAGAUAAGAGUUUCAUGACCGUAUUGUGCCAAAACGAGGUUGGGGGGCUGGAGCUUCAAACCAAGAGAGGGGAAUGGGUUAAGUUCAAACCCACUUCUCCUAGUUCUUUCGUUGUUCUCAUCGGUGAUGCUCUUCAUGUAUGGCUGAAUGGUAGCGUACAUUGUCCUAAACACAAAGUUACGUUGCGUCAUUUACAUGAUAAGUCGAGAUACUCUUUUGGACUUUUCACAAUCCCGAAGCCAGACUAUGUUAUAAAAGCCCCAGAAGAGUUGAUCGACGAGGAACACCCCUUGAGGUUCAAGCCCUUUGCUUAUCAGGAGUAUUUUGGUUUGGCGUACAGUAAGUCUGGGGUAAAAGACGCUUCUAUACUACAUGUGCCAAUGUUUCCUCCACCCAUUGUUACAUCGAAACUCUGAUUUUGACUGGAAUAUCGGGCGGAGGUUAUAUGUACAGGAAAUUUACCUAGAUCCACCUUUGAGUAUAUUUGAGAAAAAUACAAAGUAUAACAACAUUUAUGCAUAUAGCUCAUUUUAAAUUGCGUUAGAUCUAGUUUAUUUUGCGAGAAACCAAACAAAAAAUAUAUGCCUAGCAAGAAAGUGACCCUAAAAUAAAGAUCCAGCUAUAUAUAUUACUAAAACAACGAUAUCAAACAUGAAUAAUUAGUUCAUAACUAAGGUUUUGUUGGCCUAACGGCGACUUUGUGAAGGCGACGUCUAAAGGACCCGAUUGCCAACUUGAAGAAAUUAUUAGCAAAUUUAGUGUGUUUAUGAAAAAAAAUAUUAAGUUUACUGGUGAGUUUUAUAGAAAUUUUAAUUUCCAACAAAAAAAAUUAAUUCGUAACAAAGACUUUCUAAUCCCCUUACAAAUGAACGUUUACACAUAUU